AUGUCGCGUGCGGACGCAGAGCUGCUGCUGCUGCUUUGCAGCGCUUUGAUUCCCAGAGGUGCUGCUGCUGCUUCUGGACCCAUUUCAGGUUCGGACCCUGAACGCGGCAGGAUGGAGCUGCAGCGGGUACAGAACCUCGCUGCGCAGCCGCGCUACGGAGGGUGCUGGGCACGCGCUUUGGAGCACCUGGACAUGCGCUGCAAGGACAUGACGUCAGAGAGCCAAAGCCGUGUGGCUCUGCUGUUCACCCACUGUCACCUGAGCAGCUCAGGCAGGGAUUUCCCAUCAUGCCCUGAGGGCUCGGAGGUCAGCAGGUGCACGGCUGGGAUGGACGCUGUGGCGUUUAACACCUACACCGAGUUCUUCACUCACACGCACUCUAUCUGCCACUUCCUGCAGUCUGAGGCCUGGCAGAGCCGAGCGGAGAACACCAUGUACAGGCUGACUGAGACCUCAGCAGGCGUCGCUGAGCAGCUUCAGUCCACCAAGCAGAUGGCUAAGGACCUGAUGGAAGCCCAGACUUUGGCCUUACAGGCACAGAAAGAAAUCCUGACCAACGGAGAGCAGCUCAAAGUCACCCUCCGAGACUCUACAGAGGGUCUGCAGUCGGUGUUCUCAGACCUCAGCAGUGUCUCCAGGGAGCAGCAGGUGGCGCUGUCAGAGCUCUUCAACAGAAUCUCCUUCAUGCAGAGUUUCCUUCUCAUGGAGGCUCACAGUCUGAGCUCCUGCUGCUACAACGCUGCUGCUCUCUGUACCUCCUACCUCAUCACCUCCACCCCGCGCUCCUCCAGAGCCAGGUAG
Cyprinodon variegatus (sheepshead minnow) is the source of this 801-nucleotide messenger RNA. RefSeq lists its product as uncharacterized. Lineage: Eukaryota; Metazoa; Chordata; Actinopteri; Cyprinodontiformes; Cyprinodontidae. The record is from RefSeq and is a predicted model, not a curated record. Bases 1 to 801 code for a protein of 266 amino acids. The transcript has 4 exons.